AGACAGAUCCUCUGCCUGCACACGCUGUUCAGCUGAAUGGUACCAACACCAUCUUUGGCUUCUCACGUCUUCACAUUUCACACUGCACUGAACUCCUUCCUGCUCCUCUCUCUUUCCUUCUUUCCUUCUUUCCACUCCCCUUUCUCUCUCCUUUUUCUCCCCCCUUUCUAAUCCUCCCGAGCCCUUCCUUCAGUCCUUUCUUCUAUCCCCCCCAUCCUAACUGUCCACCCCACAGCAGUCUGUGCAAAUACCAAUACUGAAGCACAAGGUUUCCACGCCUGCAGAGGGAGAACGACUGAACCAUUUCUCAGAGCACAAAGCAGCACCAGAACCCACAGCACACCAGAGGAGAAGGAUCCCAACAAGCUCCCAGAAGAGGAUGUACAGAUAUUGCUGCUGGAGUCCAAUACUUCCACACCCGCUAUGGGAGAAGGAGACCAACAGGAAACAUUUUCAGAGCACCAAGCAGCACCAGAGCCCCUUGGGCAGAGUGGAGGACACCAAUGGGGUUCCUGGUGCCAUGGGAUGGGAAGAAGGAGAUCCUGUGUGCAGCUCAUUGCCGUGCAUGCAGCGCUGGGAGCACUCAUCCUCAUGCUGGUGGUGCUGGUGAUAUCGACCGUGUGUCGGCGGGCCCCCAUCCCACCUUUCUCAGCCUUUGGCCACGCAUGCCCCAACGCCUGGGUCGGAUUCCAGGGGAAAUGCUAUUAUUUUUCGAAGGAGGAGAAUGAUUGGAACAGCAGCAGGGAGCACUGCAGUGCCCACGGAGCUUCCCUGGCCACCAUAGGCAGUGCGGAGGAGAUGGAUUUCAUGAUGCGCUUCCAGGGCCCGGCAAACUGUUGGAUCGGGCUGCACAGGGAAGAAGAGGACGCCCAGUGGACAUGGAGCGAUGGCACAGCCUUCACCAACUGGUUCGAGCUGCGAGGUGGAGGCCGAUGUGCGUACCUGAACGGGGACAGGAUCAGCUCAUCCCUGUGCCACCUACACAAGCACUGGGUCUGCAGCAGAGCUGACCACUACGUCCUCUGGAAGCAAAAGGUGCACCCACAAUGAGAGAUCCCAUCACCACCAACCUUGUGCCAGUGCUGCUGUUGUAUUACAGUGUAUUAUCUUGCAGCCCGA
Molecule: messenger RNA, 1119 nt
Organism: Gallus gallus (chicken)
Lineage: Eukaryota; Metazoa; Chordata; Aves; Galliformes; Phasianidae
Gene: YLEC56
Product: C-type lectin domain family 2 member I-like
Exons: 6
Coding region: 424-1050 (208 amino acids)
Source: RefSeq, a predicted model, not a curated record